AUGAUGAAAACAUACUGUCCGUAUACGUGUCAACAGUGUGAGGAUGAUUGUAGGGAUGCUGUAGCGUAAGUUUUUUUAUCUAUCUAUUUUUUAUCAGCGUAUGAUAAAAUUUUUUAUAUAAAAACUUAUUGUAAAUUCUGUUUUACAUACGGAAUUACUAACAUAUACCAUACUGUAAUACAAAGGACAAGGCUAUGACACUACAAUAUUGCAGUUGUGACUCAAUUAAAGCCAUGGGUGGCUGUAACAGAAAUGGCGGAGUAUACGAUUGGAAUAUCAUUGAACGUUGGUGUCCGCGCACUUGUGGCCUAUGUAAGCAACCAGCUCGCAAAAUUACGCCAUCAAAGAUAGGAGGAAACAUUGAAGAUAUGCUAAAGAAUUUGGACAACAUAAUGAGCCAUGGCUUUGAUUUGGACUCUAUUUUGGGCAAAAAGAAAAAAGAAACUACUGCAGCCCCAACUACAGUUUCUACAACUACUCAAGGUGUUACGGCAGCUCCUGAACAGGUUACUGAAGCCUCUGUGGAAGUUACAGAAGCUCCUAGAGAAGAAGUAGUUGAAGUUUCUGUAGUUUACGAAUCCACUGAAACUUACGAAGAAGAAAAUUCAGAAAACAGUGAAAGUGACGGUUCUACAAACUCUGAAGAAAAUAUUAGCAACGACGAUGCUCAAACUAGCCAACCAGAAAUUGUUAGCAGACGUUUUCCAGGAUCUCGAAGAGCUUCAGGUGCUACAAGACAGCCCGAUUUUGUAAGCAGGGCUUCUUCAAAGCCUCAAGGAGUUUCUAAUAAGCCUGAUGUUGUAAGCAGGGCUUCUUCAAAACCUCAAGGAACGUCUAAGCAACCGGACUUUGUUAGUAGACGCUCUGCUAAACCUAAUGGAGGCACUGAUGCUACAAGACAACCAGACGUUUUUAGUAGGCACUCUGCUAAAACUAAUGGAGUUUCUAAUGUUACAAGACGUCCAGAUGUUGUUAGUAGAGCAUCCUCAAAAUCACACAAAGAAUUUGAAAAUUCACGCCCAUCAUCAGCUCAAACCAGUCGGCCAGGUAUUGUUAGUAGGCGUUCACCAAGACCACAAGGUGUGUUCAGUGCUACACAACAACCAGACGUUGUUAGUAGACGCUCUGCUAAACCUACUAGGGUAUCCGAUCCUACAAGACAACCCGAUUUUGUUAGUAGGCGCUCUGCUAAACUUAAUGGAAUAUCUGAUGCUACAAGACAAUCAGAUGUUGUUAGUAGAGCUUCUCCACGACCAAACGGUGCUUCUAUAAUUCCUAACAAAGCCUCCGCCGGUACAAAACAACCAGAUGUUGUAAGCAGGCGUUCACCUAGGCCUCAAGUAGUUUCUGAUAAACCGGACCUUCUAAACAGAACUCCUGCAAAUCCUCGAGGAGCUUCAAGCGCUACAGUACAACCAGAUGUUGUUAGCAGACGUUCACCAAGACCUCAAGGAGUGUCUGUAAACGCUAACGGUGUUUCAGGCGCUACUACCCAGCCGGAUGUUAUAAGUAGACGUUCACCAAGACCUCAAAGCGCUUCAAGUGCUACAGCACCACCUGAUGUUGUUAGCAGACGUUUACCAAGACCUCAAAGCGCUUCAAGUGCUACAGCACCACCUGAUGUUGUUAGCAGACGUUCACCAAGCCAUAUGAACGCGUCCGCUAGUCCACAAAAAGUAUCAUCUCAGACCAAUCAACCGGAAGUUGUAAGCGGACGUUCACCUAGGCCUCAGAUAGUUUCUGCUCAACCAGAGGUUCUAAACAGAGCUUCUGCAAAACCGCAUGGAGCUUCAGCUGCUACAUCACAACCAGAUGUAGUUAGCAGACGUUCACCAAGACCUCAAGGUGCUUCAAGUGCUAAAUCACAACCAGAUGUUGUUAGCAGACGUUCACCAAGCCCGAUCAACGCCUCCGCUAGCCCACAACGUGUGUCAUCGCAAACCAAUCAACCUGACGUUGUUAGUAGACGUUCUGACAAACCAGAUAUUCUUUCUCGUAGCUCCAAAACACCUGGUGUGUCUCACAACCCUAACGUACAUGAAGUUUUUACCAGACGGUCAAACCAACCAGAUGUAAUGACAAGACGUCCACAACAAAACAGCUCUCCGGUGAAUGCUCACAGCGUUACACCAAAUUCACACAUUGAAAAUAGUGUGGAAGAUGCAAAAGAAGGACCAAACUGUGAAUACGAACCUGGAGUAAAGAUUCCUAAGAGCUCCAGAGCUACUCAACGUAUGAAGGCUUCAACUGCGGCUCCGUUGAGUCAAUAUGUUAAGGUGUCAAGUGUUGCUCCACAGCCUGUUGUGGGUAGGAACAAUCAAGCACAAGGUUAGUUUUAAUUUUUAAAGGCGUAUAUAUCUUUCUAAGUUAACAAAUUUUUUUACGAAAGCUACAGUAAGCUAAACUAGUCAACUCUAAAAAAUUAUCUUUCCAGCCAAGCCAACUCAAAAACCAAUAGUAGUUUACAUCCUCGAGCUCUCAAGCUUCAGCAAUCUCUACAAGAACCGUGGCAAAUGGGCCGUCUCCACUGGUGUCACAGUAGAUGACAUUCCAUUAAUUCUUACUGUAAAGUCAUCAAACUGUAACGGAAAUCAUUUCUGCUUAGAGGUUGACGUAGAAGGUGACAUACCGAAAGAUCAUGUAUCAGAAGCUAAAGUUAAAGUACGAGUACUAAACGCGGACGAUGCUAAAGAGUUCUCACGGGUUGUGCCACAUACUUUUACACAAAAGACAUUGAAGUUAGAAGCCAAGAACCUGUCUGAUUUGGAUGUUCUUUAUGACCCGAAGAAUGGGUUUAUUAAGGAUGAUAAGGUGAGGGUUGGGGUUGAGAUUGAUAUUCAACAAGCGGCGAGUGGAUAA
Molecule: messenger RNA, 2859 nt
Organism: Bursaphelenchus okinawaensis
Lineage: Eukaryota; Metazoa; Nematoda; Chromadorea; Rhabditida; Aphelenchoididae
Source: the annotation of a GenBank genome assembly